AUUCAUUAUUAAACCCUGAUUCCACAUCUUACAAUUCCCUCCUUCCAAACACCCUGGAAGGGUGUUUUAUGUAAAAAAACUGAGUGAUAAUUUGAACGUUGUCAAGCUCCGCCGUCGUUCCCUUUCACUCACAGACACUCCUCCGCCGUCGUUCCACCGUGGCCCACCGUCAACUAUUUUUUCAAACAAAAAAUUUACAUUUGUUUGUAGUUUUUUUCACUUUUCCAUGCGUUCUUCUAUUCACCAACAUUGUUCCUCUCCUCGUUCAACUGCAACCAUAGCAACCCUUCUCAAAGCUUGCAAAAGAAUCCAACAUCUUCAACAAGUUCACGCUUCCAUCAUCCAAAGAGGCCUUGAUCAAGAUCAAUUCCUCAUUUCCCAAUUCAUUUCACACGGCAACACCAUUUCCACUUCCACUCUCUCAUAUUCCACCACCAUCUUCGACCGCGUUCUCAAUCCCUCUACCUUCCUUUGGAACACUCUCAUUAGAACCCAUUGUCAAAAUAGUUUAUUUAAAGAUACACUUUUGGGUUUUGUUCGUAUGAAAGCGGAGGGUGCUAUUCCUGAUAGUUACACUUACCCUUCUGUGAUUAAAGCGUGUUCUGCAACGUGUAAGGUUUUCGAAGGAAAAUCGGUUCACGGGUCGGUUUUGAAGUGUGGUUUGGAAGAGGAUGUGUUUGUAGGGACUAGUUUGAUUGAUAUGUAUGGUAAAUGUGGUGAGAUUGAUUAUGCCCGUAAGGUGUUUGAUGGUUUGUCUGAGAGAAAUGUGGUUUCUUGGACUGCUAUGGUUGUUGGAUAUGUUGUUGUUGGGGAUGUUGUGGAGGCGAAUAAGGUGUUUGAUGAAAUGCCGCUGAGGAAUGUGGCUUCGUGGAAUGCAAUGAUGAGGGGUUUUGUUAAGGUUGGAGAUUUGAGUAGUGCUAGGCGUGUGUUUGAUUCUAUGCCUGAAAAGAAUGUAGUUUCGUUCACGACCAUGAUUGAUGGGUAUGCUAAGGCUGGUGAUAUGGCAUCAUCGAGGUUCAUGUUUGAACAAGCUGUGGAAAAGGAUAUUGUUGCUUGGUCUGCUUUGAUAUCGGGGUAUGUCCAAAAUGGUCAGCCUAGUGAGGCGUUGAAGGUCUUUCUUGAGAUGGAAUCAAUGAAUGUGAAACCUGAUGAGUUCAUAUUGGUUGGUGUGAUGUCGGCUGCAUCUCAGUUGGGUCAUUUAGAAUUGGCUCAAUGGGUGAAUUCAUAUGUAGGCAACAGCUCUAUUGAUUUUCAUCAAGACCAUUUGAUUGCAGCACUUGUAGAUAUGAAUGCAAAGUGUGGAAACAUGGAGAGGUCAUUGAAAUUGUUCGGAGAAAUGCGGAAGAAAGAUUUAGUUUCGUAUUGUUCGAUGAUUCAGGGGUUGUCAAUUCACGGGCAUGGGGAAGAUGCGGUGAAUCUAUUUAAUAGGAUGCUGAUGGAAGGGCUAAUUCCAGAUGAGGCGGCCUUCACGAUUGUCCUGACAGCUUGUAGUCAUUCCGGGCUCAUUGAUGAGGGUUGGAACUACUUCAACUCCAUGAAGGAAAAUCACGGCAUUAGUCCUACACCUGAUCACUUUGCUUGUAUGGUUGAUCUUCUAAGCCGAUCAGGGCAAUUAAGGGAUGCUUAUGAACUUAUAGAAUCAAUGCCUGUGGAGCCUAAUGCUGGUGCCUGGGGUGCACUUUUGGGGGCAUGUAAACUUCAAGGUGAUGCAGAGUUAGGAGAAACUGUUGCUAACCGACUUUUUGAACUUGAGCCUCAAAAUGCUGCUAAUUACGUGCUGUUGUCGAACAUCUAUGCCGCGGCAGAUCGAUGGAAAGAUGUUUCGCUUGUGAGAAGUAAAAUGAAGGAAAGAAGAGUGCAGAAGAUACCUGGUCGCAGUAAAAUUUAGUCCAAUGCUGAGUUAUUUUGGUUCCAUAUAUGAAGUUCUGAAUGUACAGAACAUGGAAAGUGGUUUGAAUUCUUGUUCAGUUGAUCUGGAAGCUUAGCAGUUAAUCCAUGGUUAUAUAAUUGCAAGCGAGUUGAUGCCCAGAUUUAUAUGGUGACAAUAACACCAGACUCUUCAAUGAUCGGAAUUGUUUAUUUACAUUGACAGAGUGAUGCACAUCAAGCAACUGGGUGUUAUAACCUCCCUUACUCUGAGAGCAAGCAUCUUCCGACUUUCUAACUAUGGUUCUUCUCAAUAGGAUAUAAGCAUCCUGGUGUGGAAGGAAGGUUGAAUGAAUCUAAGGAAAAAUGGUGUUGAUUUUUGAGGAAAAAUGAUUUUGUCGAAGACCCAAAAUAGCAGUACUAGUCAUAUCUUCAAGGAUAUUGCCAUCUAUCUCUUUGGCAUAAAAAUUGAAGCACAGAACUGGAGCAGUUGUUCUCUUUGCAGUUUGAGGGGUUACAUUUAAAACCAAAAGGUUAUAGUGGUCAGCUAACAUAUCCAAAGUUGUUAAUCUCGCCACAAGCUACGUUCAUUGGUACUCUUGAUUUGACAGGAUGCUUGCAUAUUUUUAAGCUGCACAAAGAAGGCUUUACACUAUCCCAGUCCUUCUGAUUUUGGAUUGUCAGAUGACUUGCGUCAUUGAAGAUAAAGUUAAACAAUUUCACCUUUCUAAGUUGCUCUGGUUUCUUGUUUCAUUUUCUGAGAAAUCUGUCCCUGAAAUGUAUGGUACUCUGAUUAGGAAGAGAAAUUAUCAGGCUGCUCUGGACUUUGCCGAUAGUCAUAGAUUGGAUAAAGAUGAAGUUCUGAAGUCACAGUGGUUGAAUUCUAGCCAAGGAGUAAAUGAAAUUAAUAGAUUUGUGUCAAAUAUUAAGGAUACAAAUUUCGUACUUUCUGAAUGUGUUAAUAGAAUUGGACCAACAGAAGAUGCUGUGAAGGCUUUAUUAGAAUAUGUGAUUGUAAUAGCAGUACUAGUCAUAUAUUCGCCACUUAAUAUUACAGAUUACUGUUUAAAAUACUAGGUAUUUAAAUGAAGGAUUUUUAGCAACUUUCCAGUCUUCACAUAAGAAAGUUUCUCUGUGCCACUUUGAUUCCAAAGCUGAAUAUUUGAGUCUUAUUGGAUUGAUUUCUUUGUAUUCAUUGCUAUGUUUAAUGAAAGAGUUUAUGCUAUGAUUUUACAGGAGAUGAUUAAGGGUUCUGCACUUUGUGAUCUCCCAUGACUUUUCCUUCCUCGUAUGGGAUUCAUGCUGGCUACAUUCUCGAGAAAUUUAUAGCAAAUUUGCGCCACCAUUUAAAUUCGAAGGUUAGUCUCAAAUGUGAGGUGCUUCAAACAAACAAUAUCAAAGCUGAGGAAACAUUGUGAAAGGAUAUAAACUGAUGUUUCAGUCUUAUAUUGACUAACUUGGUGAGGAAACAAAAUUCAUAUUAAUAUUAAGGACAAGUAGUAGAAAGAGAUAGAUAUAACCUGGUUAUUUUCUUUUGAAUGCUACACAAGCUUGGAAUUUUACUGUUCUUAAUUUUACUUUGGGAAAUACAUGGCUUCCUGAUCUAGAUAUACCUUACACUGAAGGAUUAUUGAAAUAGAUAUAGGUAAGUAGAAGUUUAUGUUUGAAAAUGUAUAAUUUUGGUUCAUUUUGUUUUUGUUAGAUGUGAUGUUAGAUACUAUAUGAUUUUUUAUUUUAAAGGAAAACCAUCCAAAAAGGAUGACAAUCUUAAAUGCUUAAUGAUAAUUUAGGUCUUGAUAUGUAUGUUUGUACAAGUUUUUAGAAACAAUAUAUUGCAAUGUAA
Messenger RNA from Cicer arietinum (chickpea), 3709 nucleotides. RefSeq names its product putative pentatricopeptide repeat-containing protein At5g37570. Gene Ontology annotation, biological process: RNA modification. Gene Ontology annotation, molecular function: RNA binding; protein binding. The record is from RefSeq and is a predicted model, not a curated record. NCBI's taxonomy places the organism in Eukaryota, Viridiplantae, Streptophyta, Magnoliopsida, Fabales, Fabaceae.